This is a messenger RNA of Morchella sextelata, 1245 nucleotides long. RefSeq lists its product as uncharacterized. Bases 1 to 1245 code for a protein of 414 amino acids. Gene Ontology annotation, biological process: cell adhesion. The record is from RefSeq and is a predicted model, not a curated record. Gene Ontology annotation, molecular function: carbohydrate binding. Lineage: Eukaryota; Fungi; Ascomycota; Pezizomycetes; Pezizales; Morchellaceae. The transcript has 4 exons.
AUGGCCGAUAAUACCGAUAUCCCAUACUCACCUCCGCAAUACAUCGUCAGCCGUUCCGUGCUCGACCGCGAGCAGCUGAUCUCCGAAUUUGAAUCUUUCAAACAGUCGCUUCACUAUAUUUCACGGGCGCCGGAGGUCGUUUUCGAGCGGCUAAUUGGAAAUAUCAACGAGGCGAUUCUCUUGCGACUUAACAAACAACGUGCAGCCCAGCUCGCGGAACGCCAGGUACUGGAAAAAAACAAUGAAACACUUAAGGAAAUGGCGGGAAAUCUCGAGAGCAUGACCUUGCGAGAAAAGGACCGAUUUGCGACUCAGCUCGCGGAGCUUCAGGAACUUGUGAUAAACAAUGCCGCACUCAAGAAAAAGGUGGAAAGCCUCGAGAAAGUUGAGAAGGUUAAUGCGGAGCUCGAGGUAAAGUUGAAAGGUCUCGAGGCGGAGGUGCAAGCUUUGAAGGCGCAGCUUGGCGGUAUCUCUGACACGCCAAAAGCCAUUGAUGCCCAGUCCGGGACCACCGCGGCUCAACGCAAAAAUAUUCCCAGGCAGCCCAAACGCCUUGCACCCACCAGUGGGACACCUCUGCAUUUCUACUUCAGCCCCUCUGGCAGAUCAACCAUCAUCAGUAGACCUCCAUCGGGUUUAGCCUAUAACCUUACUUCUCUCUACCAAAAUGGGGGGACUUGGCUGGACCUUGCAUAUCCAGAGAUGGACUUUAAAUGUUUAUCCGGAAACUGGAUGACCCCUGAUCAGGAAACUCUCCCGUCUCUCAUCACAGAAACUAUACAACUCACUCCACCGCUCGCUGCUGACGUUGUUGUUACGGUGCUGGUCUGGCUUACGGGGCUUGAUAUGUCAAAUGCUGAGCCUUGGAGGAUAAGAGUAUAUGCAACAUGCAUCACACCGAGCAGCUUUCAGUUGAACAUCGAGGUACUUCGUACAUCAGUACUGUAUUCGGCAGGAGUCUCUUGGAUUGCAUUCAAUGAGGGUGCUAAAAGCGGUAAGCUACCGGCAUCGGGCGAGGAAGGGUGGAAAAAGAGAACUAGCUAUUCAGAUCUGCAAGUAUCGUGUUAUCUCAAUGGUAAUCCGAAAACAGCAAUAUUAUUCAAUGCGCUAGAGGUUAGGAAGGCGGAAAACCUUGAAUUGAGGGCAACAAUCCCUUCGGAAAACUACUAUGGAUUUUCGUGGGAAAUGACUGGGGAUGACGAUAACCUGAUCACAUGUGCCGCUAAUUACUUACGGCUUGGAUAG